Messenger RNA from Meloidogyne enterolobii, 288 nucleotides. The record is from the annotation of a GenBank genome assembly. NCBI's taxonomy places the organism in Eukaryota, Metazoa, Nematoda, Chromadorea, Rhabditida, Meloidogynidae.
AUGAAGAAAUUAAUUCAAUUACAAAUACUUUGGGCAAUAAUAAUUGGGGUUAGCACGCAAACAUGUCAACCACCAACAACUCCCCCAAUAUGUACAUGCACAUGGGAAACCUCUCCUGGCGUUACAUCGACUGUUCAAAUGACAACCGCAGGAAGUACAGUUGGCCCUACUACUGGAUAUCCAUAUGUACCUCCAGAAACCGAAGCUUCAACAAGUACUGCAGGUCCUACUCCAGCAAUAGUAAAACGGAUUGAUCUUCCGGUUGAUCUUCCUCUCAUAUUUCUGUGA